GUAAACGGUAUCUGCUUCCCCACAGCACCGAACAAACAUGUGCAACAGGUUCUCGUGCCCAUCUGUCGCCAACGGUAACCGGAUGGUACCCAAACAAAUCGGUUCGAAUUUUUCGCCUGGAAUAGUGGUUUUUCGGAGGAUAGAUCUCUACCGUGAAAACAAACUAAUUCGUCAAGCCGUUCCGUGGGUGCAGUCCCUCGCGGAGCUUUCCCAAGGGUUUGGUUUGUUCGCUAACCUAUCGGAUAGAGGUUGAGAGUGGAAAAUUGCCAGCCCGUGUGAUACUAAUUAGCUUAUGAAAUCGGAACAGUGCUGAAGCAGUACACAGUGCCAGUGACGCUAUAGGCGGUCAGAAGUAUGUUUCUAAGCAAAACCAAGGCCACAGAAAAAUGGCUCGAUGCGCAGUGCGACGGAACUGCUGCACUGCAUACCUUACCAUCAUGUAUGUCACUUUGCGACUUAAAAAACGACAAUUACUACCAGCUGGUAAUCGUGGAUGUCCCUUUGUUCGAUUUCGAUGCAAAACCUAAACUGAAAGUAUACAAAGGGACCAAUCUCACCAGCGAGCAGAAUCUACCAGAGAUCCCUUCCGCAGUGGAAUGUUUCUAUUUGGACGAACCGGAACCCCGAAUUCCUAUCAUUGCCGUUUCGAUUUCAUCCUACGUUUUAUUCUACCGUAACAUGAAACCCUAUUACAAAUAUACCAUCCCUAGUAUGGACAUUGAUCCGCUUGAAGCUGAAACCUGGAAGAAACUUCAAAUCGCUCGCCCAGAAAAUGUGGACGCACUCAUUGACAAUCUGCGCGACCUUCAACUGUCUCAUCUUACGGAACAGUCGCAAGAGCUUCUUACCCUCUCCGAAGACAAACGGGUGACGUUCAUCCACCAUUCGUCGAACAGCGACCUGAAACGCCUCUCAACCAUCACUGCAAUGGUUUCGAUUCGCAAAACAGCCAACGAUUCGAAAUCAGCAUCGUGUUUGAUCCUGGCUACCGAAUCCAGCGAGAUCUUUAUUCUGGACACGCAAGCCUUUGUUGUGUUGCAUCAGGCACGGGCCUGCAACUUUCAAGGAACGCCCAGCAUGAUCUCGGCCAGCGGUCAGUACGAUGUUGAUUUCCGCCUGGUAGUCGCCACACGCGAGGGCUAUCUGUGUCUGUUGCGAAAGGGCUGGCUCGUGGGGCAGCAUAUCGUGAAGCUGGAACACCCCUCCGCCGGUUUGGCACUGCUGCCGAUCGACCAAACGAUCGUGGUCGUUUGCAUGAACAACUACCUGUUGUGCUACUCGAAAAAGGGCAAGAAACUCUGGUCGGUAACGCUGCCACAGCCGGCGGUUUGCAUGACUCCGGUUCCGUUGCCCCAUCUCGGAAUAAGCUUGGUCUGCGUGGCCCUUCGCGGUGGAUUGGUCCAGUUCUACUGUCAGAAGAAGCUGGUAGAUCAGUUUUACGCUCCGGAGACCGUGUCGGCGCUGACUUUCGGUCGGCUUGGUCAGGAGGAGCACGUACUGAUCCUGGUCACUUCCGAUGGGUCACUGAUCGUGAAAAUCCUGAAGCGAACGGCUGAAUAUUCGACCACGGACAAUAUCUAUGAUAUCAAAACCAGCAGUGAGGAGGCAUCGGGAAGUCUUCAGAUUCCGAAGAAGACAAAGAUUUUCGUAGAACAGACGAUGAGGGAAAAGGAACACGCGGCAGCGAUUCAUAACUCGUUCCAGUCGGAAUUGUGGAGAAUGCGGUUGACCGCUGCCCGAGCUACGGUGGACGUUAUCAAUUCGGCUGACAGUAACGUGAGUGGGGAUGUUGGACUGGCACCGAUCAAGAUGGCAGCGGAGGUUUUGGGACUGGGUCCGGUAUUUAAACUUUUCCUAAUUCUGGAGAACAUUUCAGCUCGGAAGGAGGCUGGUGGGUUGAAUGUAUUGAUUCAGGCGGACCAUCGUCAUUAUCUGAUAGAUCGACCGUAUUUGAAGUUGCCAAUGUUGGUACCGGGAGCGCCGCUGAAGUUGGAUUUCAAAGUGACCGUCGUGAUCGAUCCGAGUGACGGAUUAGCACCUGUAGACCUAACGCCGGAGAAUUCGUUUAUUAAAGUGCUGAUUUUCAAAACGGGACAUACUAAACCACUGAUUGCGUCCACGGUGGUCAUGCCGCAGCCAGAACCGCAGAUACUGGGCUCGUUUUGAACCGGUUUUCUAUCAUAAACGUGCACUGAUCCAUCCAAAAAAUACCAAUACUGCACAUGUUGUACUUUUGAUA
This is a messenger RNA of Armigeres subalbatus, 2239 nucleotides long. It is a transcript of the gene BBS1, whose product is annotated as Bardet-Biedl syndrome 1 protein homolog. Gene Ontology annotation, molecular function: smoothened binding; patched binding. The transcript has 4 exons. The record is from RefSeq and is a predicted model, not a curated record. Gene Ontology annotation, biological process: non-motile cilium assembly; protein localization to cilium. The coding region runs from base 355 to 2166 and encodes 603 amino acids. Gene Ontology annotation, cellular component: axoneme; centrosome; BBSome. Lineage: Eukaryota; Metazoa; Arthropoda; Insecta; Diptera; Culicidae.